CCCAAGGCGCGCUUUGCUUUGACAGGACACCUUAGCCUACAUUCAUGAGUUCUGGAAAAGGUGAUUCGGACUUCCACCUCUUCCAGACAAUGAGAGUACCUGAGAAUUUGGGGAGUCCAGCUCCAAGCCCCGGAGCUCUACGAGACAUGGCGGUAUAUGAGGAACUUCCGGCCUCCGAACGCUGGGAGGCGCUGUGAUCCCUCAGUAAUCUCUUGGCCACCGGAAUUCAGCGCGCAAGCACACUCAUAGCUUUAAAGCCGGCUCCCCACGUGUAAACCUUGUGGGCAAGUUUUUCGAGAAAAAUGCCCAAAUUCAAGGUGGCCCGUGGGGCCGGGAAUCAGGAGAAGCAUGCACCUCUGGCCGAGCAGAUUCUGUCUGGGAAUGCAGUGCGCGCAGGAACCCGAGACAAACGGCGAGGUCGCGGGGUCGAAGAGGAGGAAGAGUAUGUGGGACCCCGGUUGAGCAGACGGAUCUUGCAGCAAGCCCGGCAGCAGCAGGAGGAACUCGAGACCGAACACGGCACUGGAGACCAGCCUGCAAAACCGCGAGAGCGCUCCACGCGGCUGGGGCCGGGAGUGCCACAGGAUGGAUCUGAUGAUGAGGAUGAGGAGUGGCCCACCCUGGAGAAGGCAGCCAAAAUGACCGGGGUGGACCACCAAGCAGAGGUGGUUGUGGACCCCGAAGAUGAACGUGCCAUUGAAAUGUUCAUGAACAAGAACCCUCCAGUCAGGCGCACUCUGGCUGACAUCAUCAUGGAGAAGCUGACUGAGAAGCAGACAGAGGUGGAGACUGUCAUGUCAGAAGUUUCGGGCCUGCCCAUGCCUCAGCUGGACCCCCGAGUCCUGGAGGUCUACAGAGGGGUCCGGGAGGUGUUAUCUAAGUACCGCAGUGGGAAACUGCCCAAGGCUUUUAAGAUCAUCCCUGCACUGUCCAACUGGGAGCAAAUCCUCUAUGUCACUGAGCCCGAGGCCUGGACUGCAGCUGCCAUGUAUCAAGCUACCAGGAUUUUUGCCUCUAACCUGAAAGAACGCAUGGCUCAGCGCUUCUACAACCUUGUCCUGCUUCCCCGAGUACGAGACGACAUUGCUGAAUACAAACGGCUCAAUUUUCACCUCUACAUGGCACUCAAGAAGGCCCUCUUCAAGCCCGGAGCCUGGUUCAAAGGAAUCCUGAUCCCACUGUGCGAGUCUGGCACUUGUACCCUCCGAGAAGCCAUCAUCGUGGGCAGCAUCAUCACUAAGUGCUCCAUCCCUGUGUUGCACUCCAGUGCGGCCAUGCUAAAGAUUGCAGAGAUGGAGUACAGCGGUGCCAACAGCAUCUUCCUGCGCCUACUGCUGGACAAGAAGUAUGCAUUGCCCUACCGUGUGCUAGAUGCCCUGGUCUUCCAUUUUCUGGGCUUCCGGACAGAGAAGCGCCAGCUGCCUGUGCUCUGGCACCAGUGCCUUCUGACACUGGCACAACGCUACAAGGCUGACUUGGCCACAGAACAGAAGGAGGCCCUCCUAGAACUGCUUCGCCUGCAGCCCCACCCACAGUUGUCUCCUGAAAUCAGACGUGAGCUUCAGAGUGCAGUCCCCAGAGAUGUGGAGGAUGUUCCUGUCACCAUGGAAUGAGAACAGUCACCACUCUUAGUCCAGGGGGCAUGGGAGCUGGUAACCAGGGUGUAAAGACCUAGGUCAGGGCACUGAAGGGUUAUGAUGGCAUCUGUGGCUCCAGCCCUGGGCAGGAAGACUGAAUCUGGUUGGCUCUCUCUGCCAUUCUAGGCUUUGGUCCCUGCUCACUUAUGGGAGCUAACAGGAGUUACCCCAGCUCAGUAUGCCCGCAACCCAGCUGGCACUUUCUUUAAGGGCUGCUCUCUCUAGUUACUGUGUCAGCUCACUGGGGUGCAGAUAAAACAAAGGCAGAUAUUUAUUGGAGCUCUGUGUUUUGGUAUAGUCCCUGAAGGUUCCUGCCUCCCCCGUAGCUAGAGGUGAGAGUCGCUUGUAGCUUUUCCCAGGUCAGAGGAGUGGAUUUUUAGUUUCCACAGAACCUGCCCCUUAUUCUUCACAAUUGUCUGUGUGUAUGUGAGUGCCCCGCCGACAUGACAUUCAUGGGCUCCUUUGGGGGCACACCUGCUGCUGCUGCUGCUGCUGCUGCUGCUGCUGCUGCUGCUGCUGCUGCUGCUGCUGCUGCUGCUGCUGCUGCUGCCAUAGAGUUGUCCAUUGGAAAGGUGACAGCCAUCACUGUCAGUGAAGACUGCAGGAGCAGACCCUUUCUCAAGCAGACAGCAGCAGAGUCAAAGUCCAGCGGUUUCUUCCUUGCUCUCUGAGUAACAAGAGCUUUAGGUGGUUGACAAACCAGGGUCAAAUGCCUGUUUAUAUAGAUGAUGAGAAAAGAACAAUCUUCAUAGUUUUUAAUGGCUUGGGGAAAUUUGUAUGAAAUUUUAGUUGCAGCAAGCAUAGAUCUGCAAGUUUGAGGCUAGUCAGGACUAACUAUACAGCGAAACCCUAUCUCAAAAAACAAUUGAGGUGGGAGGUACAUCCACGUCCCCCCGUUUUGCACAACUGACUGACUCCAGUCAUCCUACUAUACCGCUUUUGCUCUCAAAAAAGUGCCCCGGUUAGAGUCCAGUUCAUGUAUCUGGAAACAGUUUCAAUCUAUUGAUGCAUUCACAUUUGCUUGCACUUUUAGUCCAUCUUGGAAACAAUAGGUAGAUGCAAAGAAAACU
Molecule: messenger RNA, 2707 nt
Organism: Microtus ochrogaster (prairie vole)
Lineage: Eukaryota; Metazoa; Chordata; Mammalia; Rodentia; Cricetidae
Gene: Bysl
Product: bystin like
Biological process (GO): rRNA processing
Cellular component (GO): cytoplasm; nucleolus; preribosome, small subunit precursor
Molecular function (GO): snoRNA binding
Source: RefSeq, a predicted model, not a curated record